Molecule: messenger RNA, 708 nt
Organism: Striga asiatica
Lineage: Eukaryota; Viridiplantae; Streptophyta; Magnoliopsida; Lamiales; Orobanchaceae
Source: the annotation of a GenBank genome assembly
AUGGUCGGGCAAACAAGCUCUUCAAACUUCCUCUCGCAAAAUCUCGAUAACCCGCAUUUCGUGUUCAUGCUCAGAAUCUCCAUGGGAUUGGUCAUGACGUGUUCGAUCAAUUGCCUACGAUGCUGGCGAUGUCGUCGGCGACCACGUGGCGGCGGGCUCUGCAUAGAAGUUGGAGCGGAGCAGAAAGGAGACGUCGUCAAGGGAGCCACCGCUCGAGCGCUCUUCGGCAGCCUUGAGGAUCUUGAUGUUGAGAGCGAUGAGGACGUGGCGCGGGACACAGGGGAGGAGGAAGGUCGUCGCCGCCACCUGACUGGUGGAGGUGGCGGCCCUCGACCCCAUCUGGGCCAAGCUAGUUUCGGGGUCAUCGACUCCAUUCAAAAAGGUCGAGCCUUUUUCUCGUGGAUGCUGGAGAAAUUUUUUGACCGUCAGAUCUGCAUGCAACCUGGCGGAGGCAGGGUGGUGGGCCCGCCGCGAAAGGUGGCGUCGGGGGUCGGGCGGUUUUCAGGCGAGGUGCGUGACGGAGGGGUUGGAGAGGGGCCUGCCCGCGGGACGGUGGGAAGGCGGGUUCUUGGCGGCGAAGUGGUUCAGGGUGGCGGUGGUCAUGUGCCUAUGCAAUGCAGAUCGCGUAGUCAUGUCGGUCGUCGUUGUCCCUCUCGCCACCAAAAUACUAGUGGUCGAGCUUGUUCUUCUCAUUUUCCAGCUCUUUAA